CGAAACCAAAACCGCGCGCUGGCCGAGGCAGAAGCCAAGCAUGACACCCACCGACGCAGAUGUCAGAGAAGCAUUUGCGCUGUUCGACAAGCGAGGCAAUGGCAAGAUCCCUCGCUCUUCGCUAGGCGAGAUCCUGCGAGCGCUCGGCCAGAACCCCACGCAGGCCGAAGUCGAGUCCCUUGGCGCGGAUCAAGGUGCAGAGAUCGAUUACGCUACUUUUGAGAAGAUACUGUGGCGCAAGGAUGGUUUUAAACCAGCGGGAACGGCAGACGAGUUCAUACGCGGCUUCCAAGUCUUUGACAAGGACGGGCAUGGCACGAUCGGCGCAGGCGAGCUGCGAUACGUCCUUACAAGCUUGGGCGAGAAGUUGUCGAACGAAGAAGUUGACCAGCUUCUCAAGGACGUCAAAAUGGGCUCGGACGGCAAUAUUGACUACCGUCAAUUUGUGAACACACUCAUGGCAGCAUAGCACGCAGGCGUUGCUUGUACAUUUGCAUUACGAUCGUGUUGAGCCCGAGCAGCUUCUACCCCAGCCGAGACGAGACUGGACCAGUUC
This is a messenger RNA of Mixia osmundae IAM 14324, 556 nucleotides long. RefSeq lists its product as uncharacterized. NCBI's taxonomy places the organism in Eukaryota, Fungi, Basidiomycota, Mixiomycetes, Mixiales, Mixiaceae. Gene Ontology annotation, cellular component: myosin II complex. The transcript is spliced from 7 exons. Gene Ontology annotation, molecular function: calcium ion binding. The record is from RefSeq and is a predicted model, not a curated record. Bases 41 to 469 code for a protein of 142 amino acids. Gene Ontology annotation, biological process: mitotic actomyosin contractile ring assembly.